UGGCAGCGCCAGAGUCCAGCACGUACCGCGCUGCUGUGUUUCUGUCAUGAACUGGCAUUACUGGUUUCACCAACACAAAGAGUAUAAAUAGUUCAGCUAAAUCAGCUCAAACUGCACUGUUUUACUGCCUCACAUUAUACAGAAGCUCGUGUUUUAGCUCUCAGUGUAAAGUUUCUGCGUCGCUCACCUGUUAUUAAUCAGACAGGAGUUUAACAUGUUCCCAUGGUUUGGGUUUGUACUUGUUGUGAUGGUCGGUGUUGGUGGAACAGCAGAGGGGAAGAAAGACGAAGUUAUGUAUUGUUCAGCCUGCAUGGCGAUUACUGAUGAGCUGCUGCACUCCAUCAGCCUGAUCGAUCCGAAGAAGACCGUCAGUGUGGGAGGAUUCAGACUCAACCCUGAUGGAAGCCUCACCGAUAAAAAGGUUCCUCUGGCCAGGUCAGAGACUCACCUGUCGGAGCUGCUGGACGGCGUGUGUAAUAACAUGAGCGAUUACGCCCUGUACGAGGAUCCAGACACCAAACGCCAGAGCUACAGACGCUUCGCCCCCAGAGGAGGGGACGCCGGGAACUUUCCAGAUUUAACACAUUUUAAAUUUACAGGACCGGAGGGAUCAGACUCGCUCAAAUUUGCUUGUGAGAACAUCGUGGAGGAGCUGGAGGAGGAAAUCAUCUCACUGUUCACACAGGAGAACCACCACGGCGAGGACGUGGCUCAGAGACUGUGCAGCCAAGUGUCAGGUUUCUGUAAACGCUCCGAGUUCCAGCACGCCGAGCUCUAACCUCAGAACCUGGACCUUGAUCAGACGGUGAACCUGGUUUUAAAAGGAGCAAAACCGUCAUUAACUGUAUUAAUAUGGACUUUAUGAAGCUGUCGUUAGGGAGAUGUGAUAGUGUUUUACUAAAUAAAAAUAAAGACUUUUAAUAUUUAAAUAAAGAGUCUGAAUGUUGGCUGAAGUCUUCUGAUCGUCGACUCUCCGUUAUACGGUGGUGCAACAGCACGCCUGACUUACCGGGAGCCGAAAUCAUCAUGAAUCUGAAUUUUGGGGAAUGCUGAGUCGCUUUUAUGUUGGGCCCCUAAACAAGGCCCUUAUCUCUCAAUUGCUUGCGAUGUAUAAGGUCACAAUUGUAAGUCGCUUCGGAUAAAAGCCAGAAAUGUUUUAAUAAAGUUUGUUUUUGAGACGAGACGUCCGACAAGCUCA
Trichomycterus rosablanca is the source of this 1198-nucleotide messenger RNA. It is a transcript of the gene cnpy1, whose product is annotated as canopy FGF signaling regulator 1. The transcript is spliced from 6 exons. The coding region runs from base 215 to 778 and encodes 187 amino acids. Gene Ontology annotation, cellular component: endoplasmic reticulum. NCBI's taxonomy places the organism in Eukaryota, Metazoa, Chordata, Actinopteri, Siluriformes, Trichomycteridae. The record is from RefSeq and is a predicted model, not a curated record.